CAGGCCGGGUAACCCGAUGGGCCAGGUUCGUAAUUGGAGGGAAAACGCAUAUAAAAGGAAGAAAAUUGGAGGGAAAAUCAGAAUCUGUGGAAAAAUGACUAGAAGACGCCUCAGAGUGAUCGAUUCCUCCUCCGAAGACGACGACGGCGGCGUCGUACAACAACCACAAUACCAACAAGAAGAACACAUGCGACACGAACAAGAAGAAGACGAUAUCGAAGUUGAACUCGAAGAAUCCACGCUCAACCUCGAAACGGUAACCCUAAACACCCCAAACCCUAAUCCUAACCCUAACCCAUACCCUAACCCCUCCCUUCCCGUCCAGCUCGAGAUCUCCGACGACGAUGAAGAAUUCAUCGACGUCCAGCUCGAGAUCUCCGACGACGAUGAAGAAUUCAUCGACGUCACUGAGAACCUCUCUCCUCCUCCCCCUCCGCCAGUUACGGACCAGUCCUUUCACUCGUCCUUCGCCUCGAGUUUUUGCAGUAAUUCUAACAACUUUGCUGAAGAUUCUGAUUUUCCGAUUAGCGGGUUUCUUGCGAGGCUCGGGUUGAGGCUGCGGAGGGAGUGGUUGGAUUCUUGUGUACGGGGUUUAGAGAGUUCGGUUCAGGGAUUUGGGAGCUUGGAUUUGGCUGGAAAAGCGAAGUUAUGUUUUGAGCAGUUUUUGCGUUCGGAUAUGAAUUUCUCUGGUGCUGGAAUACUCCCUGAGAAUGUGCACGACAUGGAUCUUGUUGAUCUCCCUGGCCCUUAUGUUUUGCAGGUUGAUGAAAUCGUGAAUCUUAGUUGUCCUCUUAAAGGAAGGUACCAGAGUGCACCUGCUGGGCUUAAGAGAUGCCUCAAAUUGUCUAUGACUGAUGGUGUUCAACGGGUGUUUGGCAUGGAAUAUCGGCCUGUAAAGGAUCUUGAAGUUCUGGCUCCUGCAGGAAUGAAGGUUGCUAUUUGCAAUGUCAAUAUACGACGCGGGCUUCUGAUGUUAGUUCCUGAAGAUUUUGAAGUUUUAGGAGGAGUGGUUGAGGAUUUGGAAGCAGCAAGGCAGAGGCUUGUCCAAGAAGUAAACAAGCCACCAAGAGGAAAAAGAACCAGGACAGGAAUGGUUCCUCCUUUAGCAACCAGAGCUACUGGUGCUGCAUGGCCAUCAGACAGUGUAGGUGCUCCAGGGCACACCAAUACUCCGAUACCACAAGCUGCUGCUCCUCCUUAUGCUGCUGAACAAGGUAGGGCGUCUGGUAUCUCUACGAGGGAAAGGACUACAGAAGGUUUUGCCAUUCCUACCAGAAGGGGAAAUGCUGAACCAAAUCCUACUUUUACCUCUGUUCCAGAUGACAAUGAAAUUCAUAUGGUUGAUCCGGUGGAUCACCAAGACAUUCGAACGGGAGAUAAUGAUAUGUCAUUCACGUACUUAUCCUGUUUGUGGGCUACGUUGGCUGAAAUGAUGGAUAAAUCUCUUAAUGUCAAGGGCAAAAUUAAGUGCUUUAUGACUGGUGUGAAGGGGUUCCAGUUCAAGCAUAGGGCCACGUUUGAGCUUUGUGUUUAUGUUGAUGAUGGUAGCAUGAUUUCCGAGAUUCUCAUAGAUCACAAAGUUGUUCAGAGCGGAAUAGGUCAUUCUCCCAAGGAGGUUACUGCUGCCCUUACUUCUUCAGAUACCAAGAGAGUUAGCGAUAUGAGAGAGACAUUGAAACAGUUCCAAGUUUUCUUAGCAAAUUUUGAGGGUACGAUGGUUGUGCAGGUAAGUGAAAACUCUCUGACUCCAGUUGCUAUUGAAAUGGAUCAGGGGUGUCCUACAUCUUAUGCUUGGUUGCUUCUGAGGAGGCUGCAGUCUUCUAAUACCGCGCAACCCCAGCAGCCUUCUCACUUGAAUCCCAUCAAUCUAUCCCCUUGACUUAAUCAACAUUGCAUCUCCUUGCAUUAGGCAUUUUGUUAACAAGUCAGUGGGUAUUUGCGCCCCUGAAGGAUGGAUGGGUAUCAUCCAGGAAAGGAUUUCAAAAUCCACAGUAACUAUGUCAAGGGCUGGUAACUUGGAAGCUAUUUGAGUUGGUGAAGAUUUGCUAACCCUUUUGAGAUACGGUGGAAUUCUAUGGUAGUUAGUGUGCAAGCAACGUCCAUUGAAACUUUUUUGGGAACUAGUGCAUGCAACCGCAUCUUCAUUGAAGGGAAAUCAGUGUGUGGCUUUGGUUUGGGUCAUAAGGAGGUAAUCUUCAAAAUUUUCCAAUGAGCGUGCAAAACCAAGCCACGAAACCUGGCCCAGGAUCAGAGGAAGUGCCGCGAACUGACUUCACCAGAUUGUACAGCUAAAGAGUUCCAUUAUAGGUAUUUUUCCUCUUAGCAAUUGGAACUUUAUAAUUAUAUCUGUAGAUAUCCCUUGCAAUAUCAUGCCUCUCUUAAACUUUCUAUGCAGUUAAAGUACCUUAUUUUUGCUAUAGUCUGCAUGACUUGAAAUUACAUGAAAAGAAUCUAGAAUGGACAUGUCACAAGGCAGUGGUUAUAUACUACUGCAUGUGUGCUUGAAUUGAUUUAGUUUUAUUCUGUGUUUUCAACUGCAGUAACAUACUGUUAAGUCAGCUCCUCCAUGUGCUGCAGUAUUUCAAUGAAGUUUAAUCUUCCAUU
Messenger RNA from Rhododendron vialii, 2604 nucleotides. Its product is annotated as recQ-mediated genome instability protein 1. Gene Ontology annotation, molecular function: nucleotide binding. The record is from RefSeq and is a predicted model, not a curated record. Gene Ontology annotation, biological process: resolution of meiotic recombination intermediates; double-strand break repair via homologous recombination. The transcript has 8 exons. The coding region runs from base 17 to 1879 and encodes 620 amino acids. Lineage: Eukaryota; Viridiplantae; Streptophyta; Magnoliopsida; Ericales; Ericaceae. Gene Ontology annotation, cellular component: RecQ family helicase-topoisomerase III complex; nuclear body.